Talaromyces stipitatus ATCC 10500 is the source of this 4026-nucleotide messenger RNA. Its product is annotated as RNA-directed RNA polymerase (Sad-1), putative. The transcript has 3 exons. The record is from RefSeq and is a predicted model, not a curated record. Gene Ontology annotation, molecular function: RNA-directed RNA polymerase activity. Gene Ontology annotation, biological process: siRNA processing. Gene Ontology annotation, cellular component: nuclear RNA-directed RNA polymerase complex. Lineage: Eukaryota; Fungi; Ascomycota; Eurotiomycetes; Eurotiales; Trichocomaceae. Bases 1 to 4026 code for a protein of 1341 amino acids.
AUGACAACUCUUCACACAGCAGAAGGGGCGCCAACUCCGAAUAUUUUCCCUCGUCGACUUCCUUUCCAUGCGAAAAAAUAUCCUUCGCCAAAGAAUACUCCCUCAUCAAAGAGUGCUCUCACACCAAAGAACUAUCUCUCCCCAAACAAACGCAAGAACUCUCCCAGAGGGAGCAAGAAAGCCUCACCCAUGGCAAUCAAAAUAAGAGAUAACCAGGCCCAUCGAGGCAUAAAACCCAUCUGGCAGACAUGGGACUCCUUCGCGGUCAAUCUAGCUGGUGUCCCCGAUGAAGCGAAUACAUUCACCAUUUGGUCCACUUUCAAUCGGCAGGGGAGCAUAUUCUCGAUUGAUUUGUAUGAGGAUGAUACUGGGAAACGGAAUGGAAGGGGAAGGAUACGGUUUAGACCACCUCCACAGACAGACUUUUGGAAAGAUGCUCUUUGGCAACUUCACUUGUCCGGGGGACGGAAAGCGAGGAUUAGAGUCAAGCCUGUUUUCGAGCAAAAAGAUAAUCGGAUUCAGAGUCCUGUGAAUCCAGAUGAGUUUUAUCCUGCUGAAUUUGACAUCCCUGUUGCAACACUCGACUUCGGCCCCAUGAUAGGACCAAAUUCCAUGCUUCUCUUGCGCCAUCUGCAAAAGACUUCGGAGGAAACUUGCAGAUUGACGGUGGAUCUCAAAAAUCGACAGUUACUGGUCUUCUUCCAGCUUCCACUGCAAUCAACCCAAAGGGUGACGGCUAUCUCGCAGUAUCGUUUGCAAGUACCCUUUGCUCAGUUGACGACUCUCUACCAACAGAGCCAUAGCGACGAGUCUGCAAACACCGUCUCACAUAUCAUUCGAUUCGAUAGUCCUCCGUUGUAUCACCGUCAUUUGUACAAUGUGGAGUCCAGCUUCAGUGGUCUCGACUCGGCGAAUUCAUGGAGAGCAAUGGACUGUUGGUAUCGUCAGACGGAUAUCGUUCAUCGACAUGGGGAUUGGGCAGGACUUCCAAUUAGCCUGCGCAAGAAAAAUCCCAUCAUUGAUAUUGGACGGUGGAACGCGGUCCGAAUCACCUAUGGACAAGAUUCGAUUCAUGCAAAGUCGUAUAGACUGCUUUGCAAGGCCCUGAGUGAUUUCAAUAUUGAGAUCAAGAUCGACGACGAGUUCAGCACAGAAGGUCCACGCACUUUGCCAGUUCCUGUCGUUUGGGAUAUUUGCGAUGAGCCUGAGAGCUUGGGAUAUUCCACGUUUGACGACUUGUUCGGAAAACCAUACAUCCAUCUGCCUUUUGCGAUUCGUUAUCAGCUCGAGGUGUGCAUCUCUCAUGGUUAUAUCAGCGAGUACACUGCUGCCAAACCCGAGUUCAUUCAGAGACUCAAAGACAUGGAAGAAAGAAAAGCCCUUGCCUUGUUGGAGCAUGUGGCGAUGGACAAGAAAGUUUAUUGGGAUGCCAUGAACAUAUUUGACAUCCUGUUUCCCAGGGGGACAACCAGAAGGAAUAUCCCAAGUUACUGCUGCAUGGUUCGCACAGCUACCGUGACUCCUUCAAUGAUUUACUGGAAUACCCCUUCAAUGGAAAUUACGAACCGCGUUCUUCGCCGAUAUUCCGAGCAUGCGGAUCGUUUCUUGCGCGUACGAUUCAAGGACGAAAAGUUCGAAGGCCGAAUCAAUUCUACCCACCAUGACACGAUGGAUGAGAUUUUCAGUCGCAUCAAGCGCACUAUGACCAACGGCAUCGUACUGGGUGACCGCAAGUACGAGUUCCUUGCAUUUGGAAACUCCCAAUUUCGGGAACAUGGUGCAUAUUUCUUUGCAUCCGACGCACAUGUGACCGCCUCCAAUAUUCGCGCAUGGAUGGGCGAGUUUUCGGAUAUCAAGAACGUUGCCAAAUAUGCUGCAAGAUUAGGUCAAUGUUUCUCGACUACACGAGCUAUCAACACCUGUCGGGUUGAGUUGAAACGCAUACCCGAUGUGGAACGAGGACCAUAUACCUUCUCCGAUGGCGUGGGCAGGAUCUCCAGAUUUUUGGCUCAGAUGACUCAACAAGAGCUAAAUAUUAGGACUGCGGACCAAGAGCCUCCAUCAGCCUACCAGUUCCGCCUAGGAGGGUGCAAGGGUAUGCUAGUUCUAUCAGAUGAACCGCGUGGGCGAGAAAUUGAAAUCCGUCCAAGUCAGGAGAAGUUUCCUGCUAAUCAUCAGGGUCUGGAAAUCAUUCGUUGGUCGCAAUUCUCCUCGGCCACUUUGAACAGACAGUUGAUUGCAGUUCUAUCGUCACUUGGGAUUGAGGACAAAGUAUUUCAUGGCAAACUUCAAAGGAUGGUCUCCAACCUAGAGGAGGCUACCCAUUACGAUAGAGCUGCGAUGCAUCUACUCCAGAAAUACAUCGAUCCUAAUGAAAUGACCCUUGUUAUAUCAAAGAUUGUUUCUGACGGGUUUCUUCAAGCAAGAGAUCCGUUCAUAACCUCAGUCAUUACACUGUGGAAAGCGUGGCAGAUCAAGUAUUUGAAGGAAAAGGCAAAGAUCACCAUUGAAGAUGGAGCAUGUGUGCUUGGUGUUAUGGACGAGACUGCCACUCUAAAGGGAUUUUCGUAUGAGAACGUGGAAAAGGUGCAUUUGUCCCGGGAUUCCAAACUUGAUGCACUGCCGGAAAUCUUUCUCCAAGUGUAUCGCGCCGAUGAGAAGAAGUAUGGAGUGGUGGAAGGUGUAUGCAUACUAGCUCGCAACCCGUCACUGCAUCCGGGUGACAUCCGAGUAGUGAGAGCCGUCAAUCGCUCAGAACUCGCUCAUCUCAAAGACGUCGUCGUGCUUCCACAGGUUGGAGAUCGAGAUAUUGCCAGUAUGUGUUCUGGAGGAGAUUUGGAUGGCGACGAUUACCUGGUGAUCUGGGAUCAGGACCUUAUUCCAAGCCAAUGGUUCCGAACACCCAUGGACUACACCGCUAUCAAAGGCGUCAAUCUGAACAGAGCUGUCACCGUCAAUGACAUCACCACAUUCUUCGUGAACUAUAUGAAGAACGAUUCUCUGCCCAAGAUUGCCCAUGCGCACAUGGCCUGGGCUGACUACCUGGAGGACGGGGUGGAGUCAGCAAAAUGCAUACGCUUAGCUCAAUUGCAUUCGAAUGCUGUCGACUACAACAAAACGGGUGAGCCGGCAUACCUCCCUCGUGAUCUGCGUCCAAGGAAAUGGCCACACUUCAUGGAGAAGAAUUACAAACCAAAGGAUCAAAUCUAUCAUUCAGAGAAGAUUCUGGGCCAACUUUAUGAUGCUGUGGAUCGAGUUGACUUUCAUCCUGAUUUUGACAGACCUUUCGACAAACGUGUGCUGGAAGCCGGCAUUGAAGUGACCGACGAGAUAUUGCAGUUCGUCAAGGAGCUGAAAGUCGACUAUGAUCUUUCCCUGAAGCGAAUCAUGGCACAGCACGAAAUCCGAACCGAAUUUGAGAUCUGGUCCACAUUUGUUCUCGGUCAUGCGAAUCUGAGCAAAGAUUACAAAUUCCACGAAGAACUCGGCGGUAUCACAAAGGCUAUCAAAGACCGGUUCCAAGGCGAAUGUUAUGCAAAGGUUGGAGGUCGUGACUUUGACCGGAUUGCUCCGGUUGCAGUCGCGAUAUACCGUGUCACCAGUGACGAAGUCGUUACAGCGAUGGGGGAAUUUCGUAAGAAAAAUCCUGAGGCCAAGCCAAACCCAGAGAAUCUCCCUAUGAUUAGCUUUGCAUGGCUGUUUCCUGAUGUUCUGGGACGGGUCGCCCUCCGUUACUUUGACGAUUCCCCUGAAGGCGACAAAGCUACUGCUGCUGUUACUACCAUGGUCACUACUCAAGAAAAUAAGCAGGAAAUUGAAGGACCAAUGACUCCGGAAUCUGAGAAAGAAAAUACGGACACAACAGAUCGGUACUCAAGCUCGAACAAAGACGUCGAUGAAGAAGAAAUCACGGAUGAGUCCGAGAUUGAAGAAGUUGAGAUUAUCGAAGACCAAGCCCAGAUCAAGCCGUGUGCUCUUGACAUUUUGAAGGAUAUGCUUUUCGAUUCGGAGGAUGAUAUCUACUAG